UCUUGGUAAAAGAUUGUCCUUUCUCCUCCUCACCGCAAAAUCAGUCCUUCACUCCAUUUCUCACAACCGCAGCCCGUCAAUUCGUUCCUCCAUUUCUUGAGCGCAUGAGAAGGGCAUUUGAGCAGGUCAUGGGCUCUUCUCCUCUCUGGAAAUCUCAUCCAUAUUCUCCAUCCAUUUCAUCAUCUUAAUUGAUAUCAGAUUCAUUCGCACAUGAAAAUGAUAUCAACACCUCUUCUCUUCUUCGGUCAUCCUAAUGCAUCCCAGUUGAAAAGCUCGGAAGAAAUCACUCUACAUAAUUGCACUACUUUGGAGGAGCCUCAUUUUCCCGCUCAGACUUCAUUCUCAAUCGGUUUCUAAUUGUCGAGGCCUCAUCUCUCUCCCCAAACAAACCGAUCGGCAGUUGAUGCCGAAAUUGUAGAGUAAUCCUGCUAGAGGUUCUUGAAUACUGUUAGAGGCUCUGUGUUCCCUGAGAUAAGCCUGGAUGAUAUCGGCAGGAAUUGUUUUGCCGAAAGGAGGAGGAGAUAUAUAGCAUCAGUUCGAUUUCAGAUAAGCGACUCCGAGCCAGCCUUGAGAAUAACCCCAAUAGGCAAUACUCUUUUCAAAUAGUUGGUAUUCUGAAUAGCAGAAGUUAUAUCCAACAUUCAACCUCUUUUACAAUGAAGAAGAGGUUGUACAUUAUCAAGCAAGAGGUUGGGGAGAAAAGAAACUAUUGAUUAUGACUUAGAUAUCAUCCGGAGUUUUGAUUACCAUGAUCUUCUCAGGGUUAAGGAUCAUUUAAUAAUAAAGAUGGUGGUGCUGGCAUAAACUGAAUUGUAUCUCUUUUAAAAGUUAAUGAAUUUUAUGCCCAAGAAGAUGAUGUGUGAUAUGGUCCUGUAGAAGGUUUGUCAAGUGCUUCACAGAAGAUGCAAUAGGCUCUACUCUUGUGCAGAAUAUGAAAUGGCUGGAACUCUAUUUGGAUGAGUGAAAAUCUGUAAAGGGCCAAUAAGGGGUCAAGAGAAAACAAUAUUUAUGAAAUUCAUCCCGUGCAACGCACGGGUGAAAAUCUAGUGGUGAAAAAUGUGCCGUACGAUUGCAGCACCACUCAAAGGUCGGUUGCCAAGCAUAUGCUCGAAGGCUGCAAUUCCAUACGCUCCAGUAUUAUUCUCCGCCACGACCAUCCUACUCAGACCACGGCAGUGCUUCACUCGAGCAGCCAUGACUACCAAUCCGAGCUCAAGCGCCUCCGAUUUAGACGCGGUCUUCGCUCAGAAGAAGGCUGUUCGAUCCAAACUCAAAAAAGAUUUAAAGUCCAUGGAUCCCUCCCUCAGGUCCCAAGAAGAUGAAGAAAUACAGAAUGCAAUACUUAAAGCUCCUUGGUUCAGAGAUUGUAAGAGGCUUUGUGCUUAUAUUAGCUGUAGCGCCCUUAGAGAAGUUGAUACUUCAACCAUACUGUCAGAAAUUCUUCAGACGCAAAGGAAAGAUCAAAAGAAGCUCUAUGUUCCACGUGUGGAGGAUAGUAACAGAAAUAUGCGAAUGCUGAACAUCUCAAGCACUCAAGAUUUAAUAGCGAAUUCAAUGAACAUUUUGGAACCAGGACUGAUUGAUGACGAGGGAAACCAACGUGAAGAUGUGUUGUUGGCAAAUCAACCUGUUGACUUGCUCCUUUUACCUGGACUUGGAUUUGAUAAAGCUGGAAGACGUUUAGGCCGGGGUGGAGGCUACUAUGACACUUUCUUGAAAAAAUAUCAAGAACUGGUGAAAGAGAAAAUGUGGAAGCAACCUCUGAAGGUUGCUUUGUCAUAUUCAGUGCAGAUAUUGGAUACCAUACCUGUUACACCAGAUGAUGUUCUUGUAGAUGCACUAAUAACACCAGCUGGGUUUUUUCCUAUUAGUCAAGCUGCCCACGAGUUUUGCCUUUAGAUAAUUUAAUAUAGCGGCCCAGAGCUUCCCGGAGUAAACACUGGCUGUUUAGAUGCACGGUGGGCGCAUAGCGCUGUUUUCACAAUUGCUUCAAGUAACAUCAUAAAGUUUUAGAGGCCGUUUGGUAGCAGAUGAAUAAAAAUAUAUGAGUAUAUGAGUACUUGAGUUCGCCAACCUUUCCGCAGAUGAAUAAAAAUGGGAGGUUAUCUAUUUAAAAGACAUUAUCCUCGAAAAUUAGUAGCUCUAGUGGAAAUAUUUCUUCGAAGUUUUAGUCUUGUAAUUAUAGUAUUAUGUGUAAUUAUGUCUAGGGGUUUGGUCUUGCCCUCAUGUUUGUUUCCGGUAUUUCCUGUAAUUCUAUUUCUUUCCAAUAAAACUAGUGUAACACCCGGGGCAUGCCCCGGUAAUACCAUAUAAUGGUGUCAUGUUUAUAAAAUUAAUAGAGGUUAUGAUUUAUUUACAGAACUUGUUAAUAGCAUUUUGAAUGUUGAAAAAAAG
Molecule: messenger RNA, 2394 nt
Organism: Cuscuta epithymum
Lineage: Eukaryota; Viridiplantae; Streptophyta; Magnoliopsida; Solanales; Convolvulaceae
Source: the annotation of a GenBank genome assembly